AUGGCCAUCGGGGAGGGCCCGUUCUCAGGGGGCAGCCUGAACCCUGCCAGGUCGCUGGGGCCGGCCAUCGUGACAGGCAUCUGGGACGACCACUGGGUGUACAAGCUGGGCCCUGGGCUGGGCGCAGUGCUGGGUGGCCUGACCUAUGAGCUCUUGUUCGCGGGACCGACAGCACGGGAGCAGCUCCGGGCCUCCCCGCCCUGCCGUGACGUGGGCAUUGUGGAGACCACCAGUGCUUCGGGCUCCUCACUUGCCGGCCCUCGGCCCCCGCCAGCACCUGGUGUCGACUAGCGCCAGCUAGUGCCUCCGGCCCCCUCGACCCCCCCCGACCCCUGGGCGAGACCUGGGCCCUGGAGCUGGGGGGUGGGCGCCAGGACGCCUGGGUGCUUUCCCAGUUCUGCUGCUGGCUCCCCGCACGGAGCCUCCCACCCCCAUUAAACGGCUCCGGAUCAAGUCGGCUCUCGGUCUCUGCGUCUCCCCAGGUCCCACGGCUCAGGAGCAGAGGUGGUCGAGGCUGGGGGGGGCACUUCUGGCCAUAAGAGCAGCCCAGGGACUCAGUCCUGAAGCUGGAAGGGGAGGGUGGCUGGGAGCCAGGACUUCUGGCUUGGGGUAGACACUGCCCUGCCCUGCGCCUCAGUUUCCCCAUGGGUAAUGGGGUGGUGAUGAGCUGUGAUGAGUUGCAUGACCCCCUCCCACCCCGCCCCCACACAGGGGAAGCAGGGAUGGCCUUCUGGAAGCUCAGGGCCAUGGAGCUGCUGCCCGAGGGGGGAGUUCUGC
Alligator sinensis (Chinese alligator) is the source of this 777-nucleotide messenger RNA. RefSeq names its product probable aquaporin TIP4-3. Gene Ontology annotation, biological process: transmembrane transport. Gene Ontology annotation, cellular component: plasma membrane. Gene Ontology annotation, molecular function: water channel activity. The transcript has 3 exons. The coding region runs from base 1 to 291 and encodes 96 amino acids. The record is from RefSeq and is a predicted model, not a curated record. Lineage: Eukaryota; Metazoa; Chordata; Crocodylia; Alligatoridae.